AUUUAUACUGUAUAUAAUGUUUCCUCAGUAUUCGGUAGCCGACGUCUCUCGGAGAAUAUGGCGCAGUUGACUCAGGAUCUCGGCCCGGCCUUCUUCCAGAAGCAGCAGCUCAACGCCGCCAUGGCCGACACCUUCCUGGAGCAUCUGUGCCUUCUAGAUAUCGACUCCGAGCCGCUGACCGCCAGGAACACCAGCAUCAUCUGCACCAUCGGUCCGGCCUCUCGCUCGGUGGAGAUGCUGAAAGAGAUGAUAAAAGCCGGAAUGAACGUCGCUCGUCUGAACUUCUCUCAUGGGACCCACGAGUACCACGCUGGCUCCAUCAGGAAUGUGCGAGAGGCCACUGAAAGCUUUGCAGCCAAUCCCAUGUUUUACCGACCGGUGGCGAUUGCCCUGGACACCAAGGGACCAGAGAUCCGCACUGGCGUUAUUAAAGCAGGGGAGAACGCGGAGGUGGAGCUGGUGAAGGGCUCCGUCCUGAAGGUGACCACUGACCCCGCCCAUGAGGACCAAUGUGACCACAACACCCUGUGGGUGGAUUAUAAGAAUAUCUGUAAGGUGCUGAAGGUCGGGAGCCGGAUCUUCGUGGAUGACGGCCUCAUAUCUCUGCUGGUUAGGGAGAUCGGUGAGCGGGGGCAGGAUAGUGGGGGCAUUAUAUGGGGUCUGUGA
Molecule: messenger RNA, 666 nt
Organism: Hyla sarda
Lineage: Eukaryota; Metazoa; Chordata; Amphibia; Anura; Hylidae
Product: pyruvate kinase PKM-like
Exons: 4
Coding region: 58-666 (202 amino acids)
Biological process (GO): glycolytic process; cellular response to insulin stimulus
Cellular component (GO): cytoplasm
Molecular function (GO): pyruvate kinase activity; magnesium ion binding; potassium ion binding
Source: RefSeq, a predicted model, not a curated record